UAGCAUCAUCACUCACUCGCUUCCUCAACUUUCCCUUUCCAAUUGGGCAGAUUUUCCAAAAGCAAAGGAAUCAAAACUCACCACUGCAUCAACACCACCAAAUCAUCAUUGUCAUCAUACAAGCAUUCUCUCCCUUUCUUUUCCACUCACUUCAAACAUGUACAUACACCACCGAACCCACCCUUAGUUUUAGGAAUCUAGUAAACCAAAACUAACAAAAACCCGAUGUUAUUGGACUUCUGAUGACACCUCCCUAACAAACUAAAUCUCCGAUAUUCAAAGUUCCAACGAUGGAAUCUUCAUUCCUCACUCUCAACAACCCUCCGAAGAAGAACUUGUUCUUCACACUUGAGCAUAGCAAAAGCAACCGACUUUAUUGAGAGGGGCAGAAGCAAGAAACAAAAACCACCCUAUGGAGAUUCAACAAAGCGUGAAGGUCAUGGUCCACAAGAAAUGGCCAUCACACAAAGGAGCAAAAGAAUCAGAACCAAUAAUAAGCACUCCGAAGCCGAAAUGGAAGAAGAUCUUCUUCCACACCAAAACCAAAACCAAAACCAAAACCCAAACUCAAAACCAAAACCAACCUGAAGAGUUCCUCUGCCCCAUUGCAGGUACACUCAUGGCAGACCCAGUCAUUGUCUCUUCAGGCCAUUCCUUCGAACGUUCUUCCGUGGAAGCAUGUAAAAAUCUCAACUUUACCCCUCAACUCUCCGAUGGCACCACCCCAGAUUUCUCCACCGUAAUCCCCAACCUCGCCCUCAAAUCCGCCAUAGUCAAAUGGUGCAAAACCACCUCAACACCCCCACCCCACCAUUCCUCCAACCCCAACCUCGUACGCACCUUAAUCUCCUCGAACCCAACCCUACAAAACAGCAACCCCGUCACAGACAAAGACUUAAUUCGAGGAGUUAACAAAAACCCAAAACCCAACCUUCUCCACCACGCGCAAACUGAAGUCCCUCGUAGACCCACGCACUUGUACACUAGCUCCGAGGAAUCCAUAGCCACAACCUCAGCCUCAACCCCACCUCUUCAGCUCUCCACGCGUCCCAGUUGCUGCUACUCUUCACCUUCCUCUUCAGAAAUCGAAACCGCCACAACCCCAGAAGAAGAAGAGAUCAUGGCCAAACUAAAAAACCCUCAAGUUUUCGUGAUCGAAGAAGCACUCGUUUCGCUCAGAAAGCUGACGAGAACGAGAGAAGAAACAAGGGUUCAACUCUGCACCACUCGGUUACUCUCUGCUCUACGUUCCCUCGUUGUUUCAAAAUACACCAACGUUCAGGUCAACGCUCUUGCCUCUGUGGUCAACCUUUCGUUGGAGAAGAACAACAAAGUGAAGAUCGUGCGGUCAGGGAUCGUUCCACCGUUGAUCGAGGUUUUGAAGUUUGGAUCCUCUGAGGCGCAGGAACACGCUUCUGGUGCACUCUUCAGUUUGGCACUUGAAGAUGAUAACAAAACCGCAAUUGGGGUUUUGGGUGCUCUUUCGCCGUUGCUUAACACGCUCCGAUCCGAGAGCGAGCGAACUCGGCAUGACUCGGCUUUGGCGCUUUAUCAUCUUUCUUUGGUGCAGAGUAACCGGGCCAAGAUGGUUAAACUCGGGUCGGUUCCGGUUCUUUUAAAUAUGGUCAAAUCGGGUCAUAUGAUGGGUCGAGUUCUUUUGAUUCUGGGCAACUUGGGUUCCGGGUCGGAAGGGCGGGCUGCGAUGUUGGAUGCGGGUGCGGUGGAGUGUUUGGUGGGGCUGUUGGGUGGGACCGAGUUGGGGACCAGGUCGACUCGGGAUAGUUGCGUGGCGGUUUUGUACGCGCUGAGUCACGGCGGGUUGAGGUUUAAGGCGGUGGCGAAGGCGGCGGGGGCGGUGGAGGUUCUGCAAAAGGUGGAGAAAGUAGGGAGUGAGAGGGGUAAGCAUAAAGUGAGGAAGAUAUUGGAGAUUAUGAGGGCUAAGGAGGUGGAGGAAGAGGAUGUGGACUGGGAAGAGUUGCUUGACUCGGGGCUGGGUUGUCGAACUCGGACUCGACUCGGGAGUGGGUUCGACGAGUCAAGUGCUAACUCGGCCGAGUUUUGAGUACAGCUCAAUUUUUUGUUUUUUUAAUGUAAUUAUUGGAUUUUGGGUUUUUUUUAAAGACAAUGCUGUGAUUAGGGUUCUGAUUAUGAUGUCAUUUUUUUUUUCACAUUGUUUUCUGAUCUUUUAUGUUGGAUGGAGAAUUGGUGAAUGUCUUGUUUUGAGGGUGGAAAUAGAAAUGAUUUUUCAGGUGAAAAUGAAUUGUGUAGGGAAACAAAGAAAGGUGAUUGAAUAAAUGAAGAGAAAGACUAAUAAAGUCGAUGAUUUUUGGAGCAGAAAGUGCGGAGGGAGCGUUUGUGUAUAUGCUUAUGC
This is a messenger RNA of Abrus precatorius (Indian licorice), 2371 nucleotides long. RefSeq names its product U-box domain-containing protein 40. Gene Ontology annotation, cellular component: cytoplasm; nucleus. The record is from RefSeq and is a predicted model, not a curated record. Gene Ontology annotation, molecular function: ubiquitin-protein transferase activity; protein binding. Bases 413 to 2062 code for a protein of 549 amino acids. NCBI's taxonomy places the organism in Eukaryota, Viridiplantae, Streptophyta, Magnoliopsida, Fabales, Fabaceae. Gene Ontology annotation, biological process: protein ubiquitination. The transcript has a single exon.